GUCAUAAUUUCACCGUAGGUUUAGCCUCUGACGUAACGAAAGAAAAGCACACCUACAUUUGUCAGGGGGAGAGUAUGACGGUACUGAAAUCACAAGUGUAGGAUUAGGAUACCGUAAACUAACAUAUAUCACAGUCAAAUCCAAGUUAUUGGUUAAAGUUCAGUUGAAUGCCGAGAGACGCUUUGAACAUAAUGGACACUCAUGUGAAAGCAGGACAAGUUUACCUUCAACACAGAAAUGUAGAAAAGAAGUGGAAGCAGCAUUGGCUGACUCUCUACCCCUCCAGCCGCUGCGGUGUAGCCAGGCUAGAGCGCCAGGAAGUGGGGGGAGGAGAGCGGGCCGGUCCCUCUGGGGUCUGGAAGCACCAGGACAAAGUUAAGGAGAAGAGGGUGAUCCGCCUGUCAGAGGUGAUCAGGGUCCUGAAGCUGCCCCCACACGCUGAGGCCUGCCCCAAAGACAACAUGGCCGCCUUCUGUGUGGAGACCGACGGCAGGAGGUACGUCUUCGCAGCGGAUAAGGACGACUGCGUGGAGUGGGUGGAGAGGAUGUGUGACCUCGCCUUCCAGGGAGGCUCCACUGGUCAGCAGCCCCAAAUUCAGAUGGAGGACAACCAGAUCUACGUCUCCAGGGAGGAAGUUAGUGAGUUCAGGGUGGGUGUGAAGCAGACAGAUGUAGCGAUGCGCUGCGGCCUCCAGGGGGAGUACUAUUGGCUGCAAGUGGCCCAGGAGGGGCUGGUCCUUAAGGAGGCGGAGACCAGGAAGAGUUUGCAGGACUGGCCCUAUCGGCUGAUACGACGCUAUGGCAGAGACAAGUUGACGUUCAACAUCGAGGCGGGCCGGCGCUGUGACUCUGGACCCGGAACCUUCACCUUUGAGACGUGCCAAGCUGACGUCAUCUUCAGCCUCAUCGAGACCGCCAUACGGGAACAGAAGGCCGUCGCCGGGGACGAAUGUGAGGGCGACACUGUGGUUGCUAACCGUAGCCCUAAUAUGCCUCGUGCUCGUUCCCCACUGCCCAAACUACCAGAUAGCGCAACCAUUUUGGAGGGCAGCUACAGUUUUAAACCAGUAUUUUCAAAUGCUAUUGGCUCAGAGCAGUGUUUGUACUCACAGCCGCCUAAUUUGAUUGGCUCUGAGGAGUGUCCGUACUCUGAGCCAGCAGACAGUAUUAAACCCAAAGCCCCCAGCCUCAACUCCUAUCUGACGCCCCCAACAGCCUCCACCCUCACCCCCUCAAUCCCUCUACACCCCUGCAAUCACCAUGUCAACCGAACGGAACCAGUGUACGCCGACCCAGCAGACAUCCUCUCACUCACCCCGAGAUCUACACCACCACCCCCGCCCACUUCCUCUUCCUGUUCUUAUCACCACGGCAACAAGCCAGAGCCGGUCUACUCCGAGGUGUACGACCGUGCGAGUCCUCUACCUGACAAGACUCAACAACAGAAACAGAGCCAGGACCAGCGGGGACAGGAACCUGGCAAAGAGGAACCCAUCUAUAGUGAGCCUUGUGUGGGGACCCCAGCCAAGGGCCCCAACACUGACCCGUUCGCCCACCUUUACAGCCAGGUCUGCAAGCCAGGCUCUUCAUCACCAUCUUCAUCAUCAUCCCCCUCUUCCUCACUGGCCUCCUCUUCCUCCUCAUCAUCAUCGUCGUUGACCGUUACCAGGACCUUGGCCACCAGGAGGCCCACUGCUGGACGCCAGUCACCAGAGGUCAUCUAUGAAAACAUGGGGUUCAUUUAGGAUUCUCUGCUGCGUCUGAAAUGGCACCCUAUUGCCCUUUAAGGUGCACUACUUCUGAUCAGCGAGAUAUUCAGACCAAUACACACAUUCACUCAUUUCACAAUGUUAUUGUCUACUUACUUUAUUUAUUGAACUUGUUUUCACAUACAGAAUCAUUGUUUUUUCUUAUGAUGUAAUAACUUUUGUAUAACGUGUUAUGAAUAUCAAUAUUGCACACCAGUGUAAUGGACAUGGGAGAGGGAGAAAAGAGCCACAGAGAUCUUCCAGAAGUCUGUCAGUGGUCGAUGUAAAUGUUUUCAAACAGUGUUAGCCGCAGCCUCCUCCCCAACAGAAACCAAUGACUUCCGCUCAGUCUCACAUCCUUUUCCUCAUUUACUUUGUUUUACUGAUGUGAUUCAAUAAAACAAUAAUGGGUGUGUAUCCAGUAACUCUCCUUCCACUAUUUGUUUUGUGCAUUGAUUGUUUUUUUUUGUGUUUUUUAAAUUGUGCCCCUCAAUAAAUCAGACUACUGUUCAGUUCAA
Molecule: messenger RNA, 2266 nt
Organism: Oncorhynchus nerka (sockeye salmon)
Lineage: Eukaryota; Metazoa; Chordata; Actinopteri; Salmoniformes; Salmonidae
Product: docking protein 2-like
Biological process (GO): cell surface receptor protein tyrosine kinase signaling pathway; Ras protein signal transduction; positive regulation of MAPK cascade
Cellular component (GO): cytoplasm
Source: RefSeq, a predicted model, not a curated record